This is a messenger RNA of Dibothriocephalus latus, 507 nucleotides long. The record is from the annotation of a GenBank genome assembly. NCBI's taxonomy places the organism in Eukaryota, Metazoa, Platyhelminthes, Cestoda, Diphyllobothriidea, Diphyllobothriidae.
CGACUGAACAUGCAAACGUGGCCAAAUAAGUGUCCCCUCAUGCUCCUCCAAGUGGAGCGCGACAGUCCCAUCGUCCAGUCUCUCAAGCCACCAAUUCCGCACAUUCCCCUUCAGCUCUCCUUCGAGAAUGGAGCGCAGGAGGCGGCUAUUGCCAAUUAUCUCCGAUGGCACACUGACAGCGCCUUGACUCUGGGCAUUAUCUCCUCCCUGCCCAACCUCAACACUCCCGUGCCCUCGGGGAUUAUCGCCUUCGCCUGCCUUUACCUCGCAAAAGGCAGUCGGAUUGGUGUGAAAACUGUGGUUGGAAUGCCCUUGUCUAAUCUGCUGUACAUCGGUCUCUUUUGCCCCUCAACUUCUAACAUGCUACGUCGGCUUUCGGUUGGCGAAUUGGGCCAUAGGGAGCUCUUUCCAUUACUUUGUCAUCUGGUAAAAUUUACCCUCAUACUGACCUCAUUAGUGGCAUAUUCUCACCAAAUUACAAGCGGAGUCGAACAGUUGCUGUUGUGA